AUGGUGGUUGAACCUUACGGUUCGCGCACUCUGGAUCGUUCCAGGUUCGGGGUAAAAAGGUUCAUGGGUGGGGGUUCUUUCCCAGAGUUUUUUGUUUCCCAGCAACCUCAUGGAACGGGUUUUCUCUCUAAAAGACUACCUCGAGAAGAUACAACACAACCGUUGAAAAGGAAAGAAAGAUUUUCUCUGGAACCUGACUCCAUCUCCGCAGAUCUAGCAUUGGAAAAUAAUACAAGACCAGGGCACAAAAGUGUUGAAGCCUCCAAAGAAAGAACAAUAAAAGGAAUCGAGCUUCGCUUAGGCUCAGGACAGAACUUAGCUGUGAGCAAGAAAGAUUUGAGGAACAACGAACCUUCUUAUGUCAAAUAUUCUGCAUUCCGUAGUGAAGGAAGUGCCAAAAUCAUAAGAAUGCAAGAAGUAUCUAUCGAUCCUCUUGAGCCAUCAAAGUUUAGACAUAAAAAAGUUCCUAAGAGCUCCGGUACAGCUAUUCCCGAGACCGUACAUCAUAGCCCUGAGCGAGAAAAGAGCAGCAGUGUUCCAGAAGAAUGGAUCAUACCAGCUUCGAUUUCGAAUUGGAAGAAUCCGAAAGGCUAUACCAUACCUUUAGACAAACGAUUAGCGGCCGAUGGAAGAAAUUUAAAUUCAUUACAAAUCAAUGAUAAAUUUGCAAAUCUUUCUGAGGUAUACAUUUUUUUUUUGCUUGGACUACUAUAUUAUAUAACAUUUAAUUUAAUCAGGCCUUAUAUUUAG
This is a messenger RNA of Bathycoccus prasinos, 750 nucleotides long. Its product is annotated as pre-mRNA-processing protein 45. Gene Ontology annotation, biological process: mRNA splicing, via spliceosome. The coding region runs from base 1 to 750 and encodes 249 amino acids. Gene Ontology annotation, cellular component: spliceosomal complex. The record is from RefSeq and is a predicted model, not a curated record. Lineage: Eukaryota; Viridiplantae; Chlorophyta; Mamiellophyceae; Mamiellales; Bathycoccaceae. The transcript has 4 exons.